Polychytrium aggregatum is the source of this 4889-nucleotide messenger RNA. RefSeq lists its product as uncharacterized. Bases 49 to 4803 code for a protein of 1584 amino acids. Gene Ontology annotation, cellular component: nucleus. NCBI's taxonomy places the organism in Eukaryota, Fungi, Chytridiomycota, Chytridiomycetes, Polychytriales. The record is from RefSeq and is a predicted model, not a curated record. The transcript is spliced from 6 exons. Gene Ontology annotation, molecular function: ATP hydrolysis activity; ATP binding; DNA binding.
CACGAUCCUGGCUCUGAGCCUGAUCUGUCGCCCUCUGACAUCCCCAACAUGGGCAAAGCCUCGCGGGGCUCCAAGAAGCGGCCGCUCACCCUCGAGAGCUUUUUCCGGCCGCCUAUCCCCACUACCGCCCAGAAGCCAUUGGGACCAACGGGUCGGUUGGCGGACGAGAUACUGGAUAUUGACAGCGACGACCAAGACCCGGUAGUAUGCUUUGAUCCUGAGUCGCCCAUGAGCCCGAGCUCCAAGUCCCUGGCUCGUGGCGAUGCGUCACAGUCCCCCGAACCGUCGAAUGCCAUCUCAACAAAUGCCACCUGUGCAAUCGGACCGGUAAUCAGCCAAACUGCAACGAGCGAGUCCAAUAGCUCGCCACAUGUAUCCAGCUCCUGCACCCUCCCUCCGGAAUCGGCAGAUCUGAGUCUGUUGCUGCCGAGGCCUAUAUCGCCUCCACUCGGACCCGAAUCAUCUUCCCAGGAACAGUUUACAGGAUCACCUGGCUCGAGGAGAACGACUCGGUCUGGAAGAGCUAUCAGUGUCCAGAACUACUAUGCCCCUAUUCCGCUCUUCCUUGGCGAGGAGACAGAUUCCAAUGAUAUCUAUGGCACCAUUGAAGAAGGAAAGGGGCGCCGGAAGCGAUUCGAUCCCGAAGCGCCUUUGCCCUCAGCUGUCGCUGGCUCUCGGACCCACAAUCCCGGAGACGCUUCUCGUCUGACACGCAGUUCCAAACCCAAGUCGCCGGACCUGUUCGAGGCCGAGGAAAGCAAAGACAGCUCUCAUUGUCCCAGAAAACUGUUGGACAAGAGCUCAGCAAGCACGGCCUGUGAUCAUGCAGGGGGGGAUGGCGCCUCAUCCAAGCAGACACAAGGGGCUCCUCUUGCGCCGGUUGAGUCGCUAUCAUCACAGCGCCGACAGCCUCGUGCAGAUGACAAGAAUACAGCGGAGGGCCAGAGACAACUUGACCAGGGCUAUAAAGGCAACCCCGCUGUUGCCCCAUCAAAUCCCACGCCCGACCCCCCACCAAAAAAAAUCCACCCCUUUUUUCAACGACACAAGACAUCUAGCGCUGUCGGAGAGAGCAGUACUUUGGGCCUCGUUGCCGAGACAGCCUCCGUCCCCGAUACUAGCACUCCUCCUCUCGUGCACGGUUCGUCGGAUCUGCUCCAGGUUCACACGUUUUUUCUGACGCCCGAGCAGAGGCGAGUGCAGCAGCAACUGAAAGAAAGAAAGCAAGCUCUCUUGGAUAAGCACGAGUCCGACCAGCUCAUGUCAUCCUUUUCCAGGGGCAAGCCGACGAACCCUUUCUUCCAAAAGACGUAUUCUAGUCCGACAGAAACUGCACUCGGAGCCUCCCGUCUCCAGUCGCUGAGUGCUGGUGCAUCGGUCACGCCAGCGCCGUUUCCGGAGCCAUAUAACCAUCAUGUUCAUGGCCGGCCGGACCACGCAUCAUCAAGUUCAGAUCGACUUAAAGAACCGCCUUGCCCGUUUCCUCUUCGACCUGUUCAUCCAAUGCAUACCGAUGAGCGCCCAACUGGGUCGAACACUACUGAUUUUAAGAAGCGAUUGUUCUCCAAGCCUGUCUCUUCCCUUGGAAACACAGACCAGCGCGAGAAGUUCUCCCCUCGAUACGUGGGAACAACUUAUCAAUCAGCGGAAGCUAUUCACAAGGAGCUACUCGAGGAAUACACCGAUGCCGUGUUUGGCCAGCCAGUUUACUCCAAGCUCUGGGGCCAAUGUAUGCAGGAUUUGAAGACGAGCCGAGGUGGACAAUCUUUCGCCGACGCGCAACGACUUUGGUCGCAGCAACACGAACCCCUCUGUUCAAACGAGUUUCUCGGCUGCGACAACAAGCCUGCCUUGGAUCAUCUGUCGUCGUGGCUGCAGUCCUGGAAUGAAGUCUAUGGCGACCUGGUCUGGAGCGAGCGCAAAAGAAUCCAGCGCGAGGCUCUCAAAAUGGCCCAGAAGCGCAAGCGCUCAACGGUUCUCGGGGAUUUCAUCGAUGACGACGAAUACGAUGCAGGCGACUCUUUCGAAACCAAGCCUCCGUUUAUGACCGUGUCUGGCCCCUCGGGAUCUGGGAAGACAGCAGCAGUCUAUGCCGUCGCACGCGAGCACGGAUAUGAUGUGCUCGAAGUCAGCAUGUCGGAUAAGCGUGGCGGAAAGGAGCUCCUGGCCACCGUUAGCGCUGCCACCCAAAUCCACAAAGUGCACAAGACCGCGACUAACAAAGACCACGGGCUCACGCCAAGCGACGUCUCCGCGACUGUCAUCGAUGUCGAUUCCCCUCAAAGUACUGUGACUGAUCAUACCACCCUGACAAAUCCGCUCAAGGAUGUCGGUGCCAAAGCGACUCGAAGCACCCUGGAGCCUGCGUGCGUCACAGCCUCCAAUAGCGUUGGCACGAUGAGGCCUUCGAAAGGCCAACACAGCGAUAUUCCUGCACCAAAUAAGCGUACGAGCAACAAGAGACGCUGUGUCACAGAGAACAAAAGGCGACCGAUCGAGUCUUCCUCAGGCACUGUCGACAGCAGCGAGGAGCCAGACGCGGACUGUGUUGUUGACACAAAGCCGGAUUCGCUCGCUGAGCAUUCUCGCCAAUGGCGCCCGGGUUCGCCUGAGGUGACAAUCACAUCCCCUGGCCGACGAACGUUGGUCCUUCUGGAUGAGGUCGAUCAACACAGUGUCGAUCAAGAUAAAGGAUUCUGGAGCGCUGUGAUCCAGCUUAUGGAGAGCAGCAAGCGCCCAAUUGUGAUGACAUCCAACGAGUAUCCAUUUUCGCCACAGAAUGGUGCUAUACCUCCUGGCCUCCUUUCCUCCCUUCAGCAAGCGACGUAUCGCUUGGAAAUGCAUCUGCCCUCUGUCUUCGAAGUAGCGCUCUAUUGCCAGUUGGUUUUGCUCCGUCGUGGGAUUUGGAUCCAACCAGCCGAGUUGACAUCAUGGCUCCGCAUCGAGUUCUCUGGUGAAACGCAGCAUUGCGAUGUCCGGCAAGCACUCAAUACCCUGCAGCUGUACAUAUGCUCAGCGAACAGCACCGCAAAUGGCGGCGUAACCAGCGACAUCGAUGCAUACAAGUAUGGAAACGACCAAAUCGCGAUGCGCUUCAUUCGGCUAUUUGAACAAGAUUCGCCAGUGGAGAUCUUUGUGCGCCGUCAAGAUAGGAGAGAGCGCACCAUCAAAGCCGAGAGCAGCAAUCGGGAGGUAUCCGAUCCCGAGCACGCAUCUCUACAUUCAAUCGUUGCCAUUGGUGUUAAUAAGCGGCAAGAAUACGAACACAUGUGUCGCAUGGCCUGGAUACUGGACUUGGAAUCCAUCAUGAAUGUGUAUGCUCGCCCGAGCGAAUGGAGAUAUGAAGAGACUGCACUGCCCAUCAUUGGCGAUUCUGAGGCCGAGAAGGUACUUGGAUCCUAUCCCAUCAUUCACGCUCCUUCAGGUUGCUCCUACUCGUCCCAUUAUGACGGCAUCAGAGAGGCGCUCGGUGACUUUGCACAGCUCUUGGAUGGUCAUGCAAGGUCAGGCCCUCCCGGCCGCAAAGCUGUAACGUUGCCUUCUCAAGGACCACGACCCAGGAUAAACUCAGAAUACGAAAGCUCUGUCCACGCGGCCCUCGAUUUCUUUACCCGUGAAUCCAUGCAUGUUGUCGAAAAGAGUUACCUCUAUUCGCUGCUGGCCCCAUACAUCUCGAUUCAAUGUCUUCACGACAAUGCUGAGCACCAAGAGCGCCAGCGCGUUCGUCACCGAACAGAGCAGACACUACAAGCAGCACACGGAGGACGCGGAGGACAAGUAGGACGAGCUGGACAAGAGGUGCUCCAGCAACUCAAAAGCAGCCCACAGAUACCGAUUGCCGAUAUGCCUUUGGCAAGCGGACGAGAAUGCACCUCCCGGAUCGGAACUGAGCCUUCCUCGCCGACCUGGGCUUCUCGUUUCAAGCAAUCGGUCGCUUCCGUAACUACCGCAGUCACGCCUACAGUGUUCGCACCAAGUUCUCCACCAACGAACUUCCGGCCUUUAGUGCCUCAAUCAUCAAUCGAUCCGUUCUCACUCAUUCCUAAUCCACCGUAUUGCCCAGCAAGCGCGACGGCCGGGCAUUUGCCUGCGCUGGAUCCGAGAUAUACGUUUGCGCCCAUGCUUGCUGAUCCAGUGUCCACAUCCGGCCCGAUGCCCAGCUCUGCGUCGACAGUACUGUGGCCCCGGCCGAUACCGAUGCAUGUACCUAUGCCAAUACCAAUGGUGAUACCGAUACCGACGCCGAUACCGACGCCGAUGCCGAUGCCGAUCCCGAUGCCGAUGCCGAUACCAGUACCGAUGCCAAUGUCAAUGGCGAUGGCGAUGCCUGUUUCAACUGUCCCGCUUGGAAUAGGAGCUGCAGGAAACAGUCUCGUAGUGUCAGCGCAAGAGUUGGCGAAUCACCCUCUCCUAUUACAUGGUAGAUUGUUGCCCACUUGGCCCUCAGCGCCUGCAAUCUCCGCACCACAUGUAGCCUCCACAGCAGCUGCACUCUCAGGCUCUUCCAUGACAUGGCGACCAUCCAGUCCCACCGACUCAGAGAUAGCACUGCCUCACCCGACUCUUGCAAACCAGCCGCAAUCUGGGAAUGGAAGCAUCGAGCAGUCUACCGCGGAUGCCUCGGUAUAUUCAAUUACCAAGAUUCGCCGAAGCCUGCGGGUGAAGGCCGGCGCACUGGGCUCGAAAUUCCGCCGGCACUUUGAAGGGCAACUGAGCGAGGAGUCAAGUGAGCGGCUCUCCAAGAUUUAUGCGAAUCUUCGAACCAGCUCCUCCGUUGACAGUGUGUCUGAUGCCUGUUUUUGAAUAAACAGGUUGGUCGAUGGACUAUAUUCAGAAAUCGUAGGAAACUGUCCCAUCGCAACCGAAAAUGUAGUUUUGAAAACCUGCAU